UCCCAUGAUUCUGCUUUCCGUUUCUGUCUGUCUUAGAAGGUCGUGCCGGGCGAGAAGAGAAGCAGUCGAGUUUGAAUUCAAGAAAGACGACCGCAGUCAUGUUUGGUCAGGCUGUUCGCAGGUUCACUACCUCCGCCAUUCGCAGGUCUCAUUAUGAAGAUGGACCAGGAAAGAACCUUCCUUUCUCUAUUGAGAACAAAUGGAGGCUGUUGGGGAUGAUGGUUGUCUUCUUUGGCAGUGGGUUCACCUUCCCUUUCAUUGUUGUCAGGCACCAGCUGUUGAAGAAAUGAAGUUCUACUGUUUCAUUGAAUACAAGGUCUGCAUUAUCUGUGGAAAUAUUUAUCCUGCAGAAUAAAGAAUGGAAAAACUUACUUUGUAAAUAAACUGGAUACAAAGAGA
This is a messenger RNA of Lepisosteus oculatus (spotted gar), 399 nucleotides long. Lineage: Eukaryota; Metazoa; Chordata; Actinopteri; Semionotiformes; Lepisosteidae. The record is from RefSeq and is a predicted model, not a curated record.